Podospora anserina S mat+ is the source of this 2646-nucleotide messenger RNA. RefSeq lists its product as uncharacterized. The record is from RefSeq and is a predicted model, not a curated record. Gene Ontology annotation, molecular function: D-type glycerophospholipase activity. The transcript has 8 exons. Lineage: Eukaryota; Fungi; Ascomycota; Sordariomycetes; Sordariales; Podosporaceae. The coding region runs from base 1 to 2646 and encodes 881 amino acids. Gene Ontology annotation, biological process: cell motility; intracellular signal transduction; phosphatidic acid biosynthetic process.
AUGGUUAUCCACUCCCUCCUUCGCAAGGCCAAGCAGGGGCUCAAUGACAUUUUGCCCGGAGAGGACAAGCAUUCGCACACGCACGAGGGUUACCAAUGUCGUGAGAGCGAGUGUGCAGAAUUCAGCGAGAACCGCCAUUGCUCGUUUGCCCCUCGGUCGAGAGGGAAUGCGAAGUGGUAUGUGGAUGGCGCAACCUACUUUUGGGCCAUCUCCAUGGCUAUUGAAGAGGCCCGAGAGUCCAUCUACAUUCUCGAUUGGUGGCUGAGCCCCGAACUGUACCUGCGCCGACCCCCGGCCCAGAAUGAGAAAUACCGCCUGGACAGACUGCUCAAAGCCGCUGCUGAGCGAGGGGUGAGGGUCUAUGUACUCGUCUACAAGGAGGUCGAGGCUGCUUUGACUCGUGAGCAGCACACCAAGAAUCAUCUUCAGGGACUCCAUCCCAACAUCAAAGUGUUCAGAUAUCCCGACCAUCAUCCAGCCAAGAAUGUUGUCUCGGGCCUCCAAGACCUCCACACAAGUCUCGUGAGCCUCGAUCUCAAGAACUUCAACCUUGCCAAAGCAUCACAGAGCGCUGUUGAGGGUCUGUAUGGUACCGCCGAUGAUGUGGUUCUUUUCUGGGCACACCAUGAAAAGCUCUGUCUCGUUGACGGCAGGGUGGCUUUCAUGGGUGGCUUAGAUAUGUGCUUUGGUAGAUACGACACGAACAGCCAUCCCAUUGCCGACGCGCACCCAGGUAAUCUGGACAACAUCAUUUUCCCGGGACAAGAUUUCAACAAUGCGAGAGUGUAUGAUUUUGAGGAGGUCAACAAAUGGGAAAACAACAAGCGUAAGUGGAAGCAACACUUGCCAUUCAGUUGGUUGAUACUGACAAUUCUAGUCGACCGGACUAAGGCAUCGAGAAUGGGGUGGGCCGACGUUGCUAUCAGCUUGUCUGGGCCGAUUGUGGACAGCUUGGCCACGCAUUUCUGUGAACGAUGGAACUACAUCUUUGACAAGAAAUACUCCGGUCGUACUAACUUGAAGGUCCACCGUCUCACGGCCCCUGGAGUUCAAAAACACUCCGAUUAUGGCGCCCAUGCCUUGAUGGAUCAAGGAGAGGAGCUCCUGGGCGGCGUUCAGUCCAAGAUCACUUCCAAGCUGGGCAAAUUCUGGGGAGGAGGCGGAGAAGAGGCCGGUGUUUCUCAGGUCCAGGCGCCGCCUCAUCCUCCUGUCUGCAAUGCCAAUGAGCACGGCAUCGCCAACAUCCAAUUGGCGAGAAGUGUCUCGAAGUGGUCGCUUGGUGUGAGAACCGAGCAUUCUAUCGCCAACGCCUACAUUGACGCCAUCACGAACGCUAAGCACUUUGUGUACAUUGAGAAUCAGUUCUUCAUCACAGCCACCUCCAACAAGCAGAGACCGGUUCGCAACAAGAUCGGCAAAGCCAUCGUCGAUCGUGUCUUGCGUGCUCACAUAAACAAUGAAGACUUCCAGAUCAUUAUCAUGAUGCCUGCGGUUCCUGCCUUUGCUGGCGAUCUCAAGUCUGAAGGUGCCCUUGGCACCCGCGCGAUUAUGGAGUUCCAGUACAACAGCAUCAACCGCGGCGGCAGCAGUAUCAUCGAGACACUCAGAAGGGAAGGCGUCCAUGACCCUUACAGGUACAUCAACUGGUACAAUCUCCGCAACUAUGACCGCAUCAACAGAAGUCAGAUCAUGACCCGUGCCGAACGCGAGAGCGGGGUCAGCUACGAAGCUGCCCAUCGCGAUUUUGAGGACCGGUACAACUCCUCAAACUCUGGCGGGAACAAUAGCUACUACCGUCGCUACCAAGCGACCGCGACUUCCCUGACCGACCAGAGCUGGGACACCGUCUCGCCCUGCUACAUGGAGAGCGGCCUGUCCAUCCUCGGCGUUCCAUGGACUGGUAGCCCCGAGGAUGAGCUCGAUGCCUUUGUCUCUGAGCAGCUUUACAUCCACACCAAGGUCCUCAUCGCUGACGACCAGCUGGUCAUCUGCGGUUCUGCCAACCUCAACGACCGCUCUCAGCUCGGCGACCACGACUCCGAAAUUGCCGUCAUCAUCGAGGACCCGACGCCGAUCAGAACUUAUAUGAAUGGCCGCCCGUACACAGCUUCCCAGUUUGCCACCUCCCUCCGCCGCUUCCUCUACCGCAAGCACCUCGGUCUCGUUCCCCACCAGCAUCCCGACCGUCCUGACAUCAACUGGACGCCUGUCACCCACGACGCGGUCAAUCAUUACGACUGGGACUCCCCUUCGGACCGCCUCGUCGCUGACCCUCUUUCGCCCGACUUCAUCAACUUGUGGCGUGGCACCGCCCGCCGCAACACCGAAAUCUUCAGCAGGGCCUUCCACCCUGUCCCCAACGACAAGGUCAGGACUUGGGAGGAUUACGACAACUUCUUCUCCAAGCACUUUGUCAUCCCCGGUGAGCCGGCCGAGCAGGCAGAGGAAGGGUACAAGAACGGCAAGGUCGACUACGGGCACGUUGUCAGGGAGAACUUUCCCGGUGGUGUGGGUGAGCUAAAGAUGUGGCUCAGCGGCAUCAGGGGCAACCUUGUGGAGAUGCCGCUCAACUUCUUGAUUGACGUCCCUGACAUCGCGGAGGAUGGGCUGGCGCUGAACAGCUUGACGGAUGAGCUUUAUACCUGA